Messenger RNA from Drosophila virilis, 5391 nucleotides. The record is from RefSeq and is a predicted model, not a curated record. Lineage: Eukaryota; Metazoa; Arthropoda; Insecta; Diptera; Drosophilidae.
CCAGCACUUUCAGUUCCAUUUGAAACUUUUUACCGUUUGGUUGGAAGCGCGCAUCGCGAACAGCACAAUUUUCAAAUAAAUCGCCAGUCGGCCGUCGUGUUUCUGUUUUUCUCGUUUUCUUUUGUGAUUUACACUCCUUUUGUGGUAUAAAUCAACGCGCGCGCCAAACUGUUAAACGGAAGCCUAGCAAAAAGGAAUUAUAUCAAAAUAAACAACAAAACUCAAAGAAAAAAAAAAUAAAAGACAAACAAUUUUUGUAGUGUACACUUUGUGUUUUUCUCGUGUGUCCAGCAUUAACUGUUAACUGUAAACCGAAAUAUGGUUAAGUGAAGCACAAUAUAAAAACACAAGAAAUGGCAAACAGCAAAAAUAACUGUUAAAAAGCCCAAAGCAUAACGGAACUAUUUAAAGCAAAAGCAAAAAAAAAAAAAAACUCAACCGUUAGAAAAGUGUGACCAGUUCAGCCAACACGUUACAAAACCCCUUACUUUGUAACGCAUUCAAAUUUCGUUUCAACAUUAACUGAACGCAUCUGUGUGCGUGUGUGUGUGCGCUUGGUUCAGGAUCGCAGCUCCUACCCAACAGCCACCGCACUCCCCCCGCAACGGCCUACUCAUGAAAUGCAAAAGUUGGUCCAAUAAAAUCAACAAUUUUGUUGUGCGAAGAUUAAAGUCCAUAAAGAUUAACGGCACACAGCAGCUUCAAUCGCCAAGCAGCGCCGCCAGCAUCGCAGCCGCCGCCGCCGUUGUCGUCUCUGCCUCGAGCAGCAGCAGCUGCAGCAGCAGCAGCCAACAGCAGCAGCAACAACAACAACAACAGCAACAGCAACAAUUGAUGAACACAACGGCAACAAUGCCGGCGAUGCCAAAAGAAAAAGCAACAACUGCCGUUUCCCUAAGCGAAUCAAAUUUCUCGGCUCUAAAGCUCAAGGAGCUGGCGGUUGUUGUUGGCGCAAUGGCCACGACAGCGACGCGACUGCAACAGCAGCAGCAGCAGCAACAACACCAACAACAGCAACAACAACACACGUGCGGCUGUGGCGCUGCAUCGGCAGCAACAGCAACACCCACGUCGGCAACAAACACAGAGAACAACAACAAUAACAUAAAUAACAGCAGCAGUCGCUACAGUCGCAGCAACAUGUUUCUGACAAACGGCUACACAUCGCCUCUGGCAGCAGCGGUGGCCAGCAACAGUUCAUCAGUCGUCUCCACGCCGCAGCGCAUCAAAAUGUGUUGUCGUGAGUCGCUGUCGUAUCAACGCCAGCUACAACAACAGCAACAACAACAGCAGCAGCAGCAGCAGCAACAACAACAGCAGCAACAACAACAACAUCAGCAGCAGCAGCAGCAGCAGCAAGAACAACAACAAACGCCGCCGCCACCCCCUCCAGCCGCACAACAAAUACAAGCAGCACAGCCCCCCCGCCGUUCACCAAACGAUUUCAUCUUUGGCCGUUAUAUUGGCGAGGGUAGCUUCAGCAUGGUAUACCUCGCUGUGGACAUACACUCGCGGCGCGAGUAUGCAAUCAAAGUGUGCGAGAAGCGUCUUAUCUUGCGAGAGCACAAACAGGAUUACAUCAAGCGAGAGCGCGAAGUGAUGCACAUGAUGACCAGCGUGCCGGGCUUUGUGAAUCUGUCGUGCACGUUCCAGGAUCAGCGCUCCCUCUACUUUGUGAUGACCUAUGCCCGCAAGGGCGAUCUCCUGCCCUACAUCAAUCGCGUCGGCAGCUUUGAUGCCGCCUGCACCCGCCACUAUGCCGCCGAGCUGCUGCUCGCCUGCGAGCAUAUGCAUCGCCGCAAUGUGGUGCAUCGCGAUCUCAAGCCGGAGAACAUACUGCUCGACGAGGAUAUGCACACGCUGAUCGCGGACUUUGGCUCCGCCAAGGUCAUGACCCCGCACGAACGCACCCAGGCGGCCGCCCAGCUGGCCAGCACCGGCAGCCUGGACGCUGCGGCGCAGCGACGCCGACGCUCGGCGCGCAGCUCCGAUGACGAUGACGAGGACAGCGAAGAGCUGUACGAUGACCUGGACGAGGAGGAGCAGGAGGACAGACGCUUCUACUAUGCCGUCGACGAGGACGAUGACGACGAUGCCGCCGCCGCCGCCGCCAACGAGGAGGAGGAGGCGCCGCCAGCGGGAGAUGAUGUAGAUGCUGCCCGUUCACCGCGCCAUCGCCACUACCGGAAUCCACGGAUGCGCGCGCGACGCGGCAGCUUUGUGGGCACCGCACAGUACGUGUCGCCGGAGGUGCUACGGAAUGCGCCCAUUACGCCCGCCGCCGAUCUGUGGGCGUUGGGCUGCAUUGUCUACCAGAUGAUCUCGGGCCUGCCGCCGUUUAGGGGCAGCAACGAUUACUUCAUCUUCAAGGAGAUUCUGGGCUGUGCCGUUGACUUUCCGCAGGGCUUUGACAAGGAUGCCGAGGAUCUGGUCAGGCAGCUGCUCAAGGUUGAUCCGCGCGAACGCCUGGGCGCCCAGGAUGAGUUUGGCUACUACGAGAGCAUCCGGGCGCAUCCCUUCUUCGCGGGCAUCGACUGGCAAACGCUGCGCCAGCAGACGCCGCCGCCCAUCUACCCUUACCUGCCCGGCGUCAGCCAGGACGAUGCGCUGUGCAGUGCGAACGGCACCAGCUAUUGCCUGCCCAUUAGCGUGGAUCUGGAGCCGGGUCUGGAUGAGCGCCAGAUAACGCGUCUGCUUAGCGCCGAGCUGGGCGUCGGCAGCAGCGCCGCGGCGCCCGCUCACAAGCCCUCUGUGGCAAAGAAUUCGUUCGACUUGAGCGACGCACAGAAACAGCAGCGCCUGGAGGCACAAAAGACUGACAAAUGGCACGUGUUCGCCGACGGCGAGGUGAUCCUCAAGCGCGGAUUUGUGAACAAGCGCAAGGGUCUAUUUGCCCGGAAGCGUAUGCUUCUGCUGACGACGGGGCCGCGCCUCAUCUAUAUUGAUCCCGUGCAGAUGAUCAAGAAGGGCGAAAUACCCUGGAGUCCCGAGCUGCGCGCCGAGAUCAAGAACUUUAAAAUCUUCUUUGUGCAUACGCCGAAUCGCACCUACUAUCUGGACGAUCCCGAAGGCUAUGCCAUACAGUGGGUCGAGGCCAUUGAGAACAUGUCGAAACUGAGCUACGGCGACGCAGCUGCCGCAACGGCAACCGAUGCUGCGGCAACAGCUGUGUCCACAACCAACAGCAUCUCGUCCUUUGCCUGCUCAACGGGCGGCAGCAGCAACAGUUUGGCUGUAUACAGCACGCCCCUCGCCAGCUCCAAUUCACCCGCCUCCAAUAACAGUUCGCCGACAGCGCGGCGCAGUUCGCCGGCAGCGCAGCAGCAGCGACAGCAACAGCAACUGGAAGCAGCAGCAGCAGCAGCAACAACAGUUACGACAACAACAACAACAACAGCGACGCGGGGCAAAAAGACAGUGUCCAAUUGAACAGCUGAAAAGCUGAACACGUGUCUCGGCCAUUUCGUGACUGUUGUCGUUAUUUAGAUUUAAAUGCAAAUUAAAUUCUAAUUUAGUUGAAAAUUUAGUGCAAACAGUGCAAAAACAACAACAACAACCAAUACUAGCAAAAACCUAAACACACACACACACACACACACACGAAUAGAAAUGCAAGAAUGUGUCUAGUGCUAAUUCGAAAUUUGUUUAUAUAUAUAUAUAUAUAUAGUAUAUAUCGAUAUACAUACAUAUAUCAAAUAACAAUUUCUGUUUGUUGUGUGUCUCUCGUUUAACGUUAAACUUUUGUGCAUAUACAUAUACAUACAUACAUAUACAUAUAGCAAGAGAGGAAAGAAGCAGCAGCAGCAAAAAUAACACAGUUGUAAGCAAAAAAAAUCUAUAUAUAUAUAUAUUAACUAAAUUUAAACUAAACUAAUUUAAAUUAAAUUAAACUAAACUAAAUUAUUACAACAAAAAACAUAAACAUAUAUAUAUAUAUAUAUAUAUAUAUUAUAUUUAUGAACGUUUGUGCCCCACUGUGCGGCAAUUAGACAGACGAAUGGCGUCUGCGCCCAUAGAUGGCGCCAUCAGCAACUUGUAUACAUAGUUUAACUAAUUUUUUUUAGCGCGUAGUUAGUCACAAUUUAAAUGAAUUACAAUUAAAUAGCAGAAGCUAAAGCUGCGGCGCCAUCUGGCGGCCACAGUCUGUGCCACAGUGGGGCGCAACACUAAACUUAAGCCUAAAACUAAAUUCAAAUUGUAUUCAAUAGUUAAAAAGCGUAACUAGCAAAUGAUGUAUGUAAAAUUGUCGAAACUGUAAAUUAUAUAUAUAUUUAUAUAUAUAGCAUAUAGAGCGUAUAUACGCACGCAUAACUAUAGUAAAAGGGAGUGUGUUUGUCGCCUAACUGUAAAUUGUAACUAUGUAAAUCUAUUACAUACACACACACACACAUAUAUAUACACAUACUGUACAUUAGCUAUAUGCGCACUUCUGAAGCGAAAAGUGGAAUGAGCGGAAAGAGAAGAAGCAAAAAAAAUAUAUACAUAUAUAUAAAUAUUAACAGUUAGCUUAGCCGAAGAUUAGGCCGAAGUGAGAGACGGGCCAAAUAGUGUAUUGUCGCUGCCGCUAGAUGGCGCGCCACUAGCGUCCGUCGCUCAGCUCGCUCAACAAUUUCUAGUAAGAAUUUUUUUGUAUGCUAAUUUUUUGAUUUCUACAUUUAAUUUAUAUAAUGCUUUUUUGCCCUAUAAAGAAACGUAUAAGACUUUGAGAAACUAUUUAAAAGCAGAAAUGAAAAACAAAAACAAAAACAAAAACACAUUCAAAGAAAUACACAUAUAUAUUAUAUACAACAAAAACAAAACACAAAAAAAAAGAAGCUGAAAAAGUGUAAAAAAAAGUUGAAAUUUAGUUGAAAUUACAUUUGGAUAAAAAUAAUAGAUAUCUUUUGUUAUGUUGAAAGUUUUUGUUUUUGUUUUUUUUUUUUCCUUUUGCGAGAGAGAGAGAGAGAGGAGAGAAAGUGGAGAGUGGAGAGUUACAGUUAGCUUGAAAAGUUAGUUACAAAAACAGGUAUAAAAUUGAAUUUUAAACUAAAUUUAAAUGAAAUAAAAACCAAUACAACUAAAAACUGAGAAAAAAAACCCCAAAAAAAAAAAAUAACUUAAACUAAAAUUAUCAAUAAAUUGUAAAGUUUAUUGUCACAUAAUUUUAUGUUCGGCAUUUUGGUUCGUUCAUCUAAUGAAAAAUGUUUCUAAAACUCGCGCGUAUUAGUUAAAUUCUAAAGCCUAAGUUAUGCCUAGACCACGCCCCUAACACACACACAAACACACACAUACACAAACACACACAUACACACACACACAUACACUCACCCUCGUUAGUCGUAAGCAUUAAAAAGCAUGUGAGAGUUAGCAAAGAAAUCAAGUGGAAAAGCAAACGUAGAAGAAGCAGAAGCA